GGUAAAAAAGCAAGUUUUUUGUUUAACUACUAGCAACUCUGUGGCAUAUGAACCGCCAUCAUCCAUUAUUUUUGUUUUAUAAAUUUGAGGUUAUCUUGUUUAAGCGUCGCCGCUUCUGUUUUUCACAGAAGUUAGCUAAUAAAACAACAAAAUGAAACUAGUAAGGUUUUUAAUGAAGCUCAGUCAUGAAACAGUGACAAUUGAAUUGAAAAAUGGAAGUGUUGUACACGGAACAAUUACAGGAGUUGAUGUCGCGAUGAACACACAUUUGAAAGCGGUAAAAGUAACGCUGAAAAACAAGGAAGAACUGCAACUAGAAACUUUAAGUAUUCGUGGAAACAACAUCAGAUAUUACCUGCUACCAGACAGUUUGCCUUUGGAGACGUUGUUGAUUGACGAUACACCGAAGGGCCGCGGAAAGAGAGAAGGUUUCCCUAGAGGCGGAGGUGGCGCGCGAGGAGGCCGAGGUAGAGGUCGCGGCGGCCGAGGAGGACCCCGCGGCGGCCGCGGAGGCCGGGGGCGCGGGCGCCGCUAAGUGUUCUAGUUUUAAGUACCAAGUUUUGUGAUUACAAUUUCUAUAUAAGGUCUGAAUGGUUUUAUUUUUCUGGUCAUCUGUGUUCGAUUGAAGCAAUUUUGUACAUGGUAUUUUUAAGAGAUCACGUAAAGAAAGUUUAAAAAGCAUAAAAUAAGUGAAAAUUACAAUAAGCUAUUUAAACAUUAUGUUGUUUGCAUUAACAUAAAUUCCUUAGUGUUAUUAUCGACUGAAGAACAACAGUGUAGCCUUAUUUUGUACAAAAUUUACCUUUUACUUGAUGUAAGUGGAUGGUGUCAAUUUGAGAUCAACGUUCAUUCCUUAAAUAGUUAAUAUUAUUCAUCUAGGAUUAAUAUAUUUGUAACAUGAGUCUAC
Molecule: messenger RNA, 907 nt
Organism: Trichoplusia ni (cabbage looper)
Lineage: Eukaryota; Metazoa; Arthropoda; Insecta; Lepidoptera; Noctuidae
Gene: SmD1
Product: small nuclear ribonucleoprotein Sm D1
Exons: 1
Coding region: 152-535 (127 amino acids)
Biological process (GO): spliceosomal snRNP assembly; RNA processing
Cellular component (GO): U2 snRNP; U1 snRNP; U12-type spliceosomal complex
Molecular function (GO): RNA binding
Source: RefSeq, a predicted model, not a curated record